Messenger RNA from Asparagus officinalis (garden asparagus), 819 nucleotides. RefSeq lists its product as uncharacterized. The transcript is spliced from 3 exons. The record is from RefSeq and is a predicted model, not a curated record. NCBI's taxonomy places the organism in Eukaryota, Viridiplantae, Streptophyta, Magnoliopsida, Asparagales, Asparagaceae. The coding region runs from base 1 to 819 and encodes 272 amino acids.
AUGGGGAAGCUUUAUCGUAUCUCUAGAGAUAACCGAUCUGCUAUUGCAUGCUAUAAAGAUUGUUUGAGGUUAGAUGUGCAUGCUUUUGGUGUGAGUUCUUUUGGUCUUGGUGAUUUCUUUCAUAUUUCAGCUUAUUUUUUCAAGGGUUUACAAAUGGAGGACAUUGAUGAAGAGAUGUUAAUGAGGAUGGCUUCUAAUGCUAUUAUCUCCGCGGUGAUUUGUGUGUUUGCUUAUUUGAUGAGGAUACGUAGUAGAAGAAAAUCAAUCACUUAUCAACCUACAUUGCACAAUAGAGAGAAGAUAGGAAAAUAUUAUUUGUGUGAUGCGGGCUACACUACUAUGCAUGGCUUUAUCUCCCCAUAUCGAGGAGUACGGUAUCAUCUAAAUGAGCACAAGGGUAGGCCAAUUAAUAAUAGACAAGAGUUGUUCAAUUUAAGACACUCAUCCCUAAGGUCUAAAAUUGAAUCAACUUUUGGUGUAUUGAAAAAUCGUUUCAAAAUCCUAUCCGCGAAGUCGCAUUACCCUUUUCCAACUCAAGUUGAUAUAGUUAUUGCAUGUACUAUACUUCAUAACUACAUCGCCAUAGAAGACCCGGGCGAUGAGUUGUUGCAUGAGGACAACCAUAUUGAAGAGGAUAGAGAUGAAGUAGCAAAUGAAGGUGAAGAGGGUGUUGUUGACUUUACUCAAACUAUGGCACAAAGAGAGGAAGGAGAUCCAAAAUAUGAAUGGAGAGCAAAGAGGGAUCAAAUUGCAAUUGAAAUGUGGGAAAAUUAUUGUGAUAAAUAUCAUGGUGGAGACACAACCGAGAUUGGGAUGUAA